Bradysia coprophila is the source of this 1229-nucleotide messenger RNA. RefSeq names its product RAS oncogene family member Rab39 (gene Rab39). Gene Ontology annotation, molecular function: GTP binding; GTPase activity. NCBI's taxonomy places the organism in Eukaryota, Metazoa, Arthropoda, Insecta, Diptera, Sciaridae. The record is from RefSeq and is a predicted model, not a curated record. Gene Ontology annotation, biological process: Rab protein signal transduction.
ACAUAUACCUAUCUCAUUGUUAAAUGUCAUCCACAAAAUAAAAUUUGCAAAACACGCAAAGAAAUAUUUCUGUGUGUCUUCACCAUAGAAUUAAUCGGAAAAGUGUUAGUUAGAAUUUGUAAAUCCAAUUCAUUUAUUUAAUGAACAUAAUAAUGUCACAAAUGAAACAAUUUUAAAAACGAUCAAGUGUAUCAUCAAAAUAUUUUGAUAAACAUUUAUUAUAUAUUCAGAAAACGCCCGAAAAGCCUGUGUGUGUUCUCAAUUUUAUAACUUUUAUUUUAUAAAAUUUAUUUAUUAUUAAAGUGUGAACGAUAACAUAACAGAAUAAUGGUUGAACCAAUUUUCGACUAUCAGUUUCGUCUGAUUUUGAUCGGCGACAGUACGGUGGGCAAAAGCUCACUGCUCAAAUACUUCACAGACGGUAAAUUUGCUGAGCUGUCGGAUCCUACUGUCGGCGUGGAUUUUUUCGCCCGAAUCAUUGAAGUAAAAGAUGGAACACGAAUUAAACUCCAAUUAUGGGACACAGCGGGUCAGGAACGUUUUCGAUCAAUUACCAAAUCAUAUUAUCGUAACUCGGUCGGAGUUCUUCUUGUAUACGAUAUUUGCAAUCACGCUAGCUUCGAACAUAUUCCAUUGUGGAUGAUGGAGGCAAAAAGACACAUUGAGCCGCACAGGCCAGUGUUCGCAUUGACCGGUUGUAAAAUGGACCUCGUGAAUAACGGUGCUCGAAGGGAGGUCAGUAAAGAUGAAGCAAAAGCGUUUGCCGAACAGAAUGGAUUACAUUUUGUGGAAACGUCGGCGAGGACGGGCGUAAACGUCGAGGAAGCAUUCAACAUGGUCACACAAGAAGUAUAUAAUCGAAUACAAACCGGCGAAUACCAGGUCGAGGACGGUUGGGACGGAAUUAAGACGGGUUUUGCGCGACCCAAUAGUUUAGACUUUAAUUUAGUGGUUGCUGAACCGGAAAGGUCGUCGUGUUGUUGAUUUUCAUAACGUUUUAUAACUGGUCGUCCAGAUAGAAAGGGACAUUUUCUACAAAACCAUUUUUUUUUUUAGAGAAUUGGAAUAUUGUGCGUGUUUUGUAGACACAUCCGUUUACGUUGUUUUCAUUUCAUUUUUUUUUUUUUGUUGAAAGAAGGAAAAAGUGUUCUCAGUUCUCCCCAUAUUUGUAUAGAUUAAAACAACAACAUGAACAUCAAUGCCAAAUAAUAAAAAUUUUGUUUUCUUAA